AGCACUUACUCGGGUAGAAGCCUAGAACCGAUUUGCUAACCCGGUGCACAAUCGCCCGAUUCUAAUUUCUAAACUCCCCGCAAAGGGAGAACUUGCAAAUUACUAUCUAUGAUGGAAGGCCAAAUUGAAGAAGCAGAACCACAGCUACCAGCGGUCCGAGCUCGUCACAUAAACAAGCGUGCUCUUAAGAACAAAGCUUUGGCUGUAUCUUUCAACGAGAAAGAUCUCAGGGACUACGUGACAGGGUUUCACAAGAGGAAGAAGAAGAGGAGAAAGGAAGCCCAGAAGCAGCAAGAGGAGGCCUUAAGGCGCAAACGUAUCGAGCAGCGCAAAAAGAGGAAACUGGAAAGAGAAUUUGCUUUAUAUGGAGGAGCUCCACCUGCAUCUGAUGAAAGUGCUGAGUUCCACAAAGAUGGUGAAGAAACUGAGCCAACUGCAUCAGUAAAUGGAACAAUGGAGUAUGACAAUGGAGAUAUGAAAGUUACUGUGACAACCAGUGAGAUUUCUCGAGAAGAUAAGGAUCUUGGGAGUGAGAAAACGCUGACAGCAGUGCCAAUAUUGACUGGAGUCGAUAAGAAGCACAAUUUAGGCGUAAGUAAAAAGAAGUCUUUCAAGAAAGCCUCAAAGCACAAGUCACAGUCAAAGCCACACAAUAAGAGAGACAAAAAGAAAGCAAAGAAAAAGAACAAGAAGCGGUAGUUGCCUUCCUACAAAGUGAAAUGUGGAUCAAAUUGUUUUUCUACUGGCAAUAUAAGGCAUAACAAGCACAAUCGCCGAUACAUCCUGCUAGGCCAUUAAAGUUGGAGUUGCAUUCAUGGAUUUCGUGAUAUGAAAGCUCAGUUGUUGAAUUUACUCUUGACCUGAUGUAUGUUUAUGGUUAGAACUGAUAUAUUGUCUACCAAUUUUUUUCAAAUUUUGAGUCAUGUGCUUUUGAACAUAUUCUUAGUAAAUUUUUCGUACUGUCUUUUCCUAAGGAUCAUGCGAAGCUGGCAUUAAUGAUGGUUUGAGUACAUGGUCCUUUCUUUGUAUUCUUGCAAUUUAUAGGCAUUUAUUUAUGUACACUUGUGUUUCA
Messenger RNA from Jatropha curcas, 1072 nucleotides. Its product is annotated as ribosomal RNA-processing protein. Gene Ontology annotation, molecular function: rRNA binding. NCBI's taxonomy places the organism in Eukaryota, Viridiplantae, Streptophyta, Magnoliopsida, Malpighiales, Euphorbiaceae. The record is from RefSeq and is a predicted model, not a curated record. Gene Ontology annotation, cellular component: nucleolus.